UCAUUGUUCUUUCAUUUAUGACCAAUGUUUUUAGAACGGCUACGAAGACUCAGAUUAUUUUGGGACGCUGUGACAUCGCCCUAUUUAUGAUAUCGCUGCGUAACUAAGGACUCGAUCAAAGUAUAUUAUGUUGCCUCAAACGUUCCAACGUUCUAUGGAACAUAGACUAUUAUGGGUUUUCCAACACACAUUUAACCACUGUCUCACGUAGCCUGUUUUAGUUUUGCUAGGCUUGACCCUGAUUUAUCCUUGACGAAUGACCAUCUUAAAUAUCAGGGAACAAGACCAAUUGAAUGCACUCUUUAAGGCACAUUCAGUCUCGGGGCCCUCAGGCCAGAGUGGGGCAGCAAAGCACCUAUGGGGCUGACUACAAGCCCCCCAGUGAUCGGCACCUCAGGCUGUUCAGGCUGCAUGCAGAGCCGUCUUGCACCACACACCAGAAGUUGGCGGAUAUGUGGGCUCAGUACUACAGACAGUGUUUCCAGACCAUUACCAACGGCCCACAGAACCCCGCCUUUGCCUUCAGUCAGAAGGGGAGAACAGUGAGGGCAGCUAUGUUGGACAGUGAGAAUGUCAGUAAGAUCCAAGUAGAAAGGACAGCUCCUCCAGAGAAGGGGCAGAGCCAGAUACCACCACAGCGUUCGAGCUCCGACUCUGGGGAACGAAGGUCGGUCUCUCCCUCUCUCUCCUCAACCUCAGUCCAUAACUCCCUCCCGUCCCGCCCUGCAAGGAAAGAGGCAUGGACACAUGCAACAGGGGACCCGGCACUGGGGAUCACAACGACACCCAAGGACAUGGUGGAGCUGCCUCACAUCGGCAGUGGAGAAGGAAGUGAUGGGGAACUUCCUCUGCAGGUGGAGCGGUUAAGGGCGGAGCAGUUCCGUCGGGACAUGACCCACUCAUCUAGGCUGGAAGGCCAGAUCAACCAGCGCAUAGCCACCCAGUCUAACCUCAUGCACCUAGGUAGGUCCUAUAGAGACAUAACAAUAUAUUAAACACUGUUCUAUACCCAUAGCCACCCAGUCUAACCUCAUGCACCUAGGUAGGUCCUAUAGAGACAUAACAAUAUAUUAAACACUGUUCUAUACCCAUAGCCACCCAGUCUAACCUCAUGCACCUAGGUAGGUCCUAUAGAGACAUAACAAUAUAUUAAACACUGUUCUAUACCCAUAGCCACCCAGUCUAACCUCAUGCACCUAGGUAGGUCCUAUAGAGACAUAACAAUAUAUUAAACACUGUUCUAUACCCAUAGCCACCCAGUCUAACCUCAUGCACCUAGGUAGGUCCUAUAGAGACAUAACAAUAUAUUAAACACUGUUCUAUACCCAUAGCCACCCAGUCUAACCUCAU
Molecule: messenger RNA, 1350 nt
Organism: Oncorhynchus keta (chum salmon)
Lineage: Eukaryota; Metazoa; Chordata; Actinopteri; Salmoniformes; Salmonidae
Exons: 5
Coding region: 294-995 (233 amino acids)
Source: RefSeq, a predicted model, not a curated record